Molecule: messenger RNA, 750 nt
Organism: Didymodactylos carnosus
Lineage: Eukaryota; Metazoa; Rotifera; Eurotatoria; Philodinida; Philodinidae
Source: the annotation of a GenBank genome assembly
AUGUCAACUGUUACACAAAUCGCGGGUCAAAAAACUUAUGCUACGGCAGGUGGAAACUCUGCUACAAGUCAUACAGCUGUUGCUGAUAAUGUCCACGUUAAAUCUGUCGUUAGUACUGAAACGCAAUCGAAGGUUAGCAUGGAAAAUACAGCAAAAAUGAGUCAGUUAAUGGCUAGAUUAGGUUCAACACAUUCACAAAUUGAUGACUAUUCUCGUAAACGAACUGAACAAAUUAGUGAAGAGGUAGCAGCUUCUAUAGCAAAAAUUGUUGCCGAGACACAAAUUCAACAACAAACGUUAUUACAAGACGCUAAUGUACGAUCAGCUGAAAUUGAACAAGAAUAUAAAUUAAAAUUACAACGGUACGUUGAAGAGCUAGAUGGUGCUAAAGCAUUGAAUUUAUCAACAUUAGAAAAAGAUUUAACUUUACGUCAAAAUCAAAUAUUGGAUAAUGCCCGACGACGUAUUGAUGAUUUAAAUGAAGAAGCAAACCGCUUGAAAAUGGGAGUCUUAAAAGAAGCACAAGCUCAAGCAAAUGCAAAAAUUGAACUGAUUACCGAUCAAGUUGCUGCUUUAGGUCAAGAAGAUGCUAGUCGUCGGUUAGCUACGAAAACAACUACUGUCAUAACAACACAAGCUAAAUCAGCCAGUGCUCAACAUAUGGAAGCUGCUGUGGUUGGAGGUACUACUACAAAAACAACAACUGAAAGCAGCAGUCAUACCAGUACUCAUUCGGCAAAAAACCAUUAG